GCGACGCAGCCCUGUUGCGCUUCCGGCGCCUGCUGGUGGCUGAGCUGCAGCGCAGCUUCUUUGACAAGCACAUCUGGCUCUCCAUAUGGGACCGGCUGCCUCGUAGCUGUUUGACUCGCAUCCAGAGGGCCACCUGCUGCGUUCUCCUCAUCUGCCUCUUCCUGGGUGCCAACGCCGUGUGGUACGGGGCUGUUGGUGACUCUGCCUACAGGACGGGGCGUGUGUCCAGGCUGAGCCCGCUGAGCGUCGACACAGUCGCUGCUGGCCUGGUGUCCAGCGUGGUUGUCUAUCCCGUCUACCUGGCCAUCCUCUUUCUCUUCUGGAUGUCCCGGAGCAAGGUUAUCAAUACUCUGGCUGACCUUCGUCAUCGUGGGACUGACUUUGGUGGAAGUCUUUGGUUACUUAUCAUUACUGUGUUUCUGAGAAGUUAUAAAUUUGCCAUCUCCCUCUGCACAAGUUACCUUUCUGUUGAUGGGCGGAUGGCUACAUGGAUGUGAUGGAGAUGGUUUACUAUCGGGACCUUCCGCAUCCUGCUGAUGCUUUGUUGCUUAGGAUAUGAAUGGCUGAGCGGAGGCUGUAAAACCUGGCACUCUGCUUGGGUUAUCAAUACUCUGGCUGACCUUCGUCAUCGUGGGACUGACUUUGGUGGAAGUCUUUGGUUACUUAUCAUUACUGUGUUUCUGAGAAGUUAUAAAUUUGCCAUCUCCCUCCGCACAAGUUACCUUUCUGUUAUCAAUACUCUGGCUGACCUUCGUCAUCGUGGGACUGACUUUGGUGGAAGUCUUUGGUUACUUAUCAUUACUGUGUUUCUGAGAAGUUAUAAAUUUGCCAUCUCCCUCCGCACAAGUUACCUUUCUGUGUCUUUCCUGAAGACUAUCUUGCCGUCUCAAAAUGGACAUGAUGGAUCCACGGAUGUAAAGCAGAGAGCCAGGAGGUCCAACCACCGUAGACAGGAAGGAAUUAAAAUUGUCCUGGAAGCCAUCUUUACUUUAUGGAGACAGGUGAAAACCAAAGUUCAAGCUAAAAUCCAUAAGACGAAGGUGACAACAAAAGUCAACCGUCAUGACAAAAUCAAUGGAAAGAGGAAGACCGCCAAAGAACAUCUGAGGAAGCUAAGUAUGAAAGAACAUGAGCAUGCAGCAAAGGAGAGGCUGCUAUCAGAGGCAGAGGAAAAUGGGAAAUUGGAUAUGAAAGAAAUACACACCUACAAGGAACUGUUUCAGCGUGCGCAAGUGUUGCGGCGGCGGGCAGAGGACUACUACAAAUGCAAAAUCCCCCCUUCUGCAAGAAAGCCUCUUUGCAACUGGAUCAGAAUGGCGGCAGCGGAGCAUCGUCAUUCUUCAGGAUUGCCCUACCGGCCCUACCUCACAGCUGAAACUUUAAAAAACAGGAUGGGCCACCAGCCACCUCCUCCAACUCAACAACGUCGUAUAACGGAUAACUCCCUGAGCCUCAAGACACCUCCCGAGUGUCCGCUGCAUCCCCUUCCACCCUCAGCGGAUGAUAAUCUCAAGAUACCUCCCGAGUGUCUCCUCACUCCUCUUCCACCCUCAGCUCCACCCUCAGCUCCACCCUCACCUCCACCCUCAGAGGAUGAUAAUCUCAAGACACCUCCCGCGUGGGCGCUCUAUCCCCCUCCACCCUCAGCGUAUGAUAAUCUCAAGACACCUCCCGAGUGUCUCAUAACUCCGCUUCCACCCUGAGCGGAUGAUAAGAAACUAACAAAGAAUAAAUAAAUAAUAUAAAAAUAAAA
This is a messenger RNA of Pan troglodytes (chimpanzee), 1753 nucleotides long. RefSeq names its product nuclear pore complex-interacting protein family member A5. The transcript has 12 exons. The record is from RefSeq and is a predicted model, not a curated record. Lineage: Eukaryota; Metazoa; Chordata; Mammalia; Primates; Hominidae. The coding region runs from base 537 to 1703 and encodes 388 amino acids.